UUGUCCUCGCCGGCCACCGUAUGAUGUCGUGGCGUUGGCUGAUGUGUUCUGACUUGCUACAGUUACGACAGCUAAUCUAUAGCUUCUUGUAUCCGAGUUUAAUUUCUUAGACAUUACACACAUACACUACCGGGCAGUGUUACUUUCAGUUAGUCAAAAUGAGGCGCGCCGGUUUGGGUGAAGGAGGCUCUGGGAAUUAUGUAGCAAGUGGAUACAGUGUGUAUGAGGAGGAAAAUGAACACCUGCAGGAGGGACUGAGAGCCAAAGUCAACGCUUUGAAAAGUCUGUCUAUCGACAUAGGAACAGAAGUCAAAUACCAGAAUAAGAUGCUGGAUGAUAUGGACUCAGACUUUGACUCAACAGGCGGCCUGCUUGGCGCCACCAUCGGCAGAGUGAAACAGCUGUCAAGAGGCAGUCAGACCAAACUGCUGUGCUACAUGCUGCUCUUCUGCUUUUUUGUGUUCUUUGUCCUGUACUGGUUCAUCAAGCUGAGGUGAUAGCGGGACCCUGUUGGGCUCGGCCCUUGUGCUCCACAUCUUCCUCCCCAGAAUGUCUGAUGAAUCUCUAAACUAAACCAGUAUUAUGAUGACGGUGAGGAAGAAAAGGCCUUUUAUUAAUUAAUACAAGUGCCCAAUUCUCUGUCAGCAAUUUCACAGCAUGACCCCCAAAUUGAGUCAUGUUAGGGACUCCUACUUUGGUGUUGUCCCCCGCCUAAAAAAAAACAAAAACUGGUUUAGAACAGCGCAGAAGGAUGAACCUGAGAAGUAGGAAUCAUGUAUACUGUACUGUAUACCUAAAGUAUAUACUGCUGAUGUUCUAAAUUUCAGCCCAAUUUACCUGGAUGAAGUUGUUAAGACUCAACAAUGUACAAGUAACAGCAGAAGAGGAUUAAUGAUACUGUGUCAAGAUCUUUAAUACACUAGUAAACACACUGAGUAAUGAUAAGGUAUGACAAAUCUGUGGAUUAGUGUAUCAUACAGGCCAAAUUGUGUUCAAAGUGAGUAAGUUAUAGAACGCUAUAUGAAACACAUAAUGUAGUGUAUUUGCUCUCAAGAAUGAAUGGAUAUAUUACAAAAUUUGGCAUUCAUACAAAAAAUAAUAGCAGUGUACUUCAAUAUUGUUUCAACUUUGUUGUAAAAUGUUUUUUAAUGUAAAUAAACAAAUUUUAUGCUCGAA
This is a messenger RNA of Thunnus maccoyii (southern bluefin tuna), 1176 nucleotides long. It is a transcript of the gene bet1, whose product is annotated as Bet1 golgi vesicular membrane trafficking protein. The transcript has 4 exons. Gene Ontology annotation, molecular function: SNAP receptor activity. The record is from RefSeq and is a predicted model, not a curated record. Bases 159 to 497 code for a protein of 112 amino acids. NCBI's taxonomy places the organism in Eukaryota, Metazoa, Chordata, Actinopteri, Scombriformes, Scombridae. Gene Ontology annotation, cellular component: SNARE complex; Golgi trans cisterna. Gene Ontology annotation, biological process: vesicle fusion with Golgi apparatus; endoplasmic reticulum to Golgi vesicle-mediated transport.